Myotis lucifugus (little brown bat) is the source of this 1076-nucleotide messenger RNA. Its product is annotated as mas-related G-protein coupled receptor member X1-like. The record is from RefSeq and is a predicted model, not a curated record. Gene Ontology annotation, molecular function: G protein-coupled receptor activity. Gene Ontology annotation, biological process: G protein-coupled receptor signaling pathway. The transcript has a single exon. Gene Ontology annotation, cellular component: membrane. Bases 1 to 972 code for a protein of 323 amino acids. Lineage: Eukaryota; Metazoa; Chordata; Mammalia; Chiroptera; Vespertilionidae.
AUGACAGCCACAGCGUGGGACUCCAACCUCACAUCAACAAAUGGAAGUGAUCAGGCCUUCCAUGAAUCUGAUACACAGUUCAAGAUCCUGGAAUUACUGACAGCCUUCGUGGCCCUGGUGGGGCUGCCUGGGAACACAGUGGUGCUCUGGCUCCUGGGCUUCCGCAUGAGCAGGAACGCCUGCUCUGUCUACAUCCUCAACCUGGCGGGGGCUGACUUUCUCUUCCUCUGCUACCGAUUUAUACAUAGUCUAACUUUAGUUUUCAACUUUGAUUUUGUCUUUAGAGUAAUUAACAAAUUUCUCUGGCCCUUGUCAAUCUUUGCCUACAUCUCAGGCCUGAGCUUUCUCAGCGCCAUCAGCACGGAGCGCUGCCUGUCUGUCCUGUGGCCCAUCUGGCACCGCUGCCACCGGCCCAGACACAUGUCCACUGUCAUGUGUGCCCUGCUCUGGGCCCUGUCCCUGCUGCUGAGCAUGCUGGAAGGGAACUCCUGUGGCUUCCUUAGUUGGAAUGUGGAACAUGUUUGGUGCCCAGUGUGGGAUUUCAUCAGUGUGUCCUGGCUGAUUUUGUUAUUUGUGCUUCUCUCUGGGUUCAGCCUGGCCAUAAUGACCAGACUGUUGUGUGGCUCCCACCGGGUGCCGCCCACCAGGCUCUAUGUGACCCUCGUGCUCACGGUGCUGGUCUUCCUCCUCUGUGGCCUACCCUUCGGAAUCGACUGGUUCCUCUUAUUCUGGUUUGAUGCCUUCCCUCAUCUUGAGCACUUUGUAGUACUCCUGUCCUGUGUCAACAGCUGUGCCAACCCGAUCAUUUACUUCUUCGUUGGCUCCUUCAGGCAGCAAUGGUGGAAGCGGAGACACACCCUGAGACUGGUUCUCCAGAAGGCUCUGCAGGACACUCCUGAGGUGGAUGAACCUGGAGAAAGCCUUCCUGGAGAAACCCUGGCCAUGUCGGGAAGCAGUCUGGGGCAGGGAUGAGAGCCUCUGUCCUGAUCAGUCUGGAGUAACUUUGAGACUCACUGCUGCCCUGCCAGGCUUGGAAAGUAUCUAGUCUUCUCUCAGCCUCAGUCUCAGAAUGUGUC